Molecule: messenger RNA, 888 nt
Organism: Dicrocoelium dendriticum
Lineage: Eukaryota; Metazoa; Platyhelminthes; Trematoda; Plagiorchiida; Dicrocoeliidae
Source: the annotation of a GenBank genome assembly
AUGACUAGAAAAUCCGUUGACUCGGAGUCACUGACAGACGGCGAUUCUACCGGACCGUCGGAGAUUGUCAGUCUUCCCCUAAAGCGUUUCUAUCGGCAACGUGCUCACUGCAACCCGUGGUCCGAUCACACUUUUGAUUAUCCUAUCUCUCCCGAACACUAUGAUUGGGAGCCCUUAUACGCUUCGCCUCUUUCGGGGCCGGCGAUUAUCGAUCCACUCGUGCGCUUUGUGGACGUCGGGUGUGGUUAUGGCAGAUUGCUUAUUUCCUUAGCCACCAUGUACCCGUCUGUCCGCUCUUUGGGUUUGGAAAUACGGCUGAAAGUUUGCGAUUUCGUACAGAGGAAGAUUUGUGCUUUGCGCUCAAAUUAUCCCGGUCAAUACAAUAAUAUCGCCUGUUUGCGGACAAAUGCUAUGAAGUUUCUGCCAAACUUCUUCCGUAAGGGCCAACUACAGAAAUUAUUCUUCCUGUAUCCUGAUCCGCAUUUUAAGCGAAUGAAGCACAAAUGGCGCAUAAUUUCCCCCACUCUUCUCGACGUGUAUGCGUACGUGUUGUGUCCCGGAGGUCGCCUGUACGCAGCCACCGAUGUUCCUGAAUUGGCCACUUGGAUCGCCGAUUGCCUCCGACACCAUCCACUCUUUCGUAUUCGCUCCUACAUUCCAUUCGUGCCCUCCGAUGACGGAAAGUCACUUAGACUAAACGAAAUGCAUGAUUGGGAAGGCUGCACUGACUCUGCCAUAUGCACUCAAGACGCACUUGAUAAUGUGAUUCGUGAUGACCCUGUGCUGCGUCUUUUCCAACAAUGUACCACUGAUGAGUCUCUCAAAGCGCUGCGUGAGGGUCGUGGAACUGUUGUGCUUGUUUGUGACCGAACUGAUAUCCCUCUUUAA